AUGGCUUCUCUUCGUCCCCAGUUCUUCUGUACCCGCCCCAACGGCACUCUCACUCCCCUGAUCGCCGUGGAUGAUCUUCCCUCGCACAUUUCGAUUCGCGGCGUGCCUCGCAUCCUCUCACCCAGCGAUACACAGGGCAUGACCAGCCUGGGAACAGUGUCCCCGCGGGCUCAGUCUUACGUCGUGGAGGGCAUGCCGCCAGCCUUGACCCGUCCCUCGUCUGCCAACGCCGCAUCCCACCGCCCUCGCGAUUAUGACCUGCAGGCUUCUCUCAUGAGGAUGGCGGCUGACGAAUCUGCCCCUGUGAGCCAGCGUAUGGCCGUCAAUGCGUUGCUCCAGCAGGGUAUCGCGCAGAAUUGGUGCGUGGCCAGUCCUUCAUCCAACGGCUGGAUGGUCCCCAACAACGGCGGUGGCGGUGGUUCUAGACAGGGCGGUCACUAUAAUACGAAAAAAGAGUUCUGUUCCUACUGGAUCCGCCACGGCGAGUGUGACUACCAGCAGCAAGCCCCAGGAUGUCUCUAUAAGCACGAGAUGCCCACUGAUCCCGGAACCUUAGAAAAGCUUGGCCUGCGUGACAUUCCGCGCUGGUAUCGCGAGAAAUACGGCAUCCCCAGCCUUUUGCCCAACGGACAUGCGCAUCCUCGCUUUCACAUCACCCAUGCUCAGAACUGGAAGAAUGACGAGGCCGACCGUGGCGCCAUAAAAUCUAUCCAGUACCCUUCUCGUCUGGAGCACAACGGAACAAUGGAUGUCUUCGACGCUGAAAAGGGAUCCAAACACAAAGCGGGCAACCAUCUCACUUCCCACCACUCCCCCAUGGCGUCUGGCCAUUCCCGAGGCAUAUACAUCUCCACUGGCUCGCCCAGAGGACCCGGAAACCAGAGACACGGCUCGAAGAACGGAAACAAAAAGAUCGACCUCCUGUCGUUUGAUCCCUUGCCCGAAUACCCGUCCCUGGACGCCAUGGGCAGAAACGCCGGCAGUCUCAACUACGCAGACGCCAGAGAAGGCAUGUCCAUGGAGAACGUCGAUCGCACUCAGCGCGAGGACAUGAUCCGCAACAUGCAGUCCAUCAUGCCGCCCACCAUGGUGCCCAGCUCGGACUAUGCGUCGGCGUCCAUCGAGGGCCCCCCGACUCAGGGUCGCUCCAAGAAAGCGUCCAAGUCUCGUCGUCUGUACCAGCCCCGGUCUCACGGCGCCGUGUCCGACGUCAGCCUGGAAAAAGCUGACCUGGACUCCUUCCGCACCUACCACGCGCAUGCCACCGCCUCCUCCAGCGCGGCCUCCGCCGUCUCCAAAGACACCGCUGGAUCCAUCCACGCAAGCCCGGUCCGCGGUCUGGAGGGCGCCAUGUCUUCCAGCUCUCCCGUCCGUGGCGCGUCUCCGUCGGACCACUCGGGCACCUCCUUGUCGUCCGAGUCCAGUCCGCGCGGCGUCCGCACCAGGUACAGCGACAAGGAGUCCAAAGGGCUGCCCGCGCCGAUCGGUAGCAACAAAGCCCAGCGCAAGCGGUCUGGCGAAUCUUCCUCCGACGACUACUACUCCAUGGCCGUGGACUACCCCAAGUAA
This is a messenger RNA of Aspergillus terreus NIH2624, 1569 nucleotides long. RefSeq lists its product as uncharacterized. The coding region runs from base 1 to 1569 and encodes 522 amino acids. The record is from RefSeq and is a predicted model, not a curated record. Gene Ontology annotation, molecular function: metal ion binding. NCBI's taxonomy places the organism in Eukaryota, Fungi, Ascomycota, Eurotiomycetes, Eurotiales, Aspergillaceae. The transcript is spliced from 3 exons.